AUGACAAGUCCUGGUGUGCGGAUGCGUGCAGAGCAGCACAGGUUUAUCAAAGCCCGGGACCUGCAGACUUGGACUGAUUCUUUGCAUGUCUUACACCACCUGUCCACGACUGCGGUUCAGACGCGCCUGGUUCUUUUCAAUACAGCCUUUAGCAAACUCAGAAGCCUCGCCAACUGGCGCAAGGCAGUUUUGCUCUUCGAGUCCAUGGAACACAUGACCGUGGAUCGGAGCGUAGUAUCUUUCAAUGCGCUGGUUCGUUCAUUGGCUCUUCCUGGCUGGCUUUGGAGCCUAAACGUACUUGACCUUAUGUCGUGGGGCUUUGUGAAAGCAGACGUGAUCACGUGCAACACUGCCGUCAGCUCUGUUGGGACAGAAGACGACUGGCCGAGAGCGUUGUCCGUUCUGGACAAGUACCAGCACGACUGCGUGCAGACCGAUUGCACAACAUGGAACUCCGUGUCCAGUGUGGUAUCCAAGGGCACCUGGCAGCCAGCCGUUUCCAUGGUUCGAAGCAUGGGCUUGUUGCCAAACGUGGUCACUUUUAAUACGGCUUUGGCAGCAUCCGUCCACAAUGACUUUGCAGGAUGGCCGGUUGCGCUCCAAAUUCGGACAUCUAUUCCGGACAGUGUGUCAACAGAGAUCAUUACGGAAGUCACGGUCGUGUCUGUUUGCAGCAAGCAAUUGCAGUGGCAGACGGCUGCGAAUCUUUUCUCCUCGCUGUCGUCAGCAGCUCUCGAGCCUAACAUCGUUGGCUGCAACGCCAUGGUGUUUGCAUUUGGGCAAUCCUGUCGCUGGAGAGAUGCUGCGGCGAUGGUGGAGACGGCGGGAGGAUUCCGUCCAAACACCGUGACCUUCAACUCGGCUCUUGCUUCCUCUGAGAAGGCCGCCGAGUGGGAAGUGGCCGCAAGAUUGAUUGAAGAGAUGCGCUGUGGCCACCUGCGACCCACCACAAUAUCCUGCAAUGCUGCUAUCAGUGCCUGUGAAAAGUCCAGCAGGUGGCGGAUCAGUCUGGAGUUGCUCAUGGACAUGUUCAGCAAGCGCUCUAGCAUGGAUAUCAUAACCAUCAACGCUGUGAUGAGCUCCUGUGCGAAGGCCAGCUGGCAGGAGGCGUUGUGUGGUCUUUCGCUGGCCGCAAGCGAGAGGCUUCACGUAAAUGUGGUAACGAUGAAUGCCGCUAUCACCGCAGGUGACGCAGGGCAGCGGUGGCAAGGUGCAUUGGCGAUCUUGCAUCAUUUCGAGCAUGUGAAGCAGGAGCCAGAUGUAAUUUCGUACAAUGCGGCCAUCAGUGCCUGCGGAACGUGUGCACGGUGGCCGGAAGCUUUGUGGCUGCUUUCCAUGAUUCCGACAAACGUGGCAUCUGUGGUUAGUUACAGUGCAGCAGCCUCUGCCUGUGGUCGUGGUGAGCAGUGGCAGCGGGCUUUGUCAUUGCUGGAGCUUGCAAUGCAUAAGCGGCUCUCGGCAACUUCGGUUGCUUUUUGUGCUUGCAUAAAUGCGUGCGAGCGUGGCGAUCAAUGGCAACGUGCACUCGCACUUCUCGGUCUGAUGAAGCAUCGCGCCGUGGAGGCGAAUACCAUAGCCAUCAAUUCAGCUAUCAGCGCUUGCGAGAAGGGGAAGCACUGGCAGCAUUCCAUCGCCCUUCUUCGUGAACUCGAGCACAGAGAGCUGCAAGGUGACGUAACGACGUACAGUGCCGUGUUGAGUGCGUGUGAGAGCAGAUUUUGCUGGCGGAUCGCUUUGGCUGUGUUUGCAGACAUGAAGCACAUGGAGUGUGACACUCCAGUGUACAACUCGAUCAUGGCUGCAUGCAUCGCUUCAGGUCAGUGGUCACAUGUGGUAAGACUUUUGGAGGAGAUGGAGCACGACCGCAUUCAGGCAUCUGCACUCACACAAGCCACGGCCAUAUCUGCGUGUGAACGGGGUCAACAUCUACGCGGGGCAUGCCAAUUAAUUUCAGAUUUCGAGCUUGGUGACUUGCAAUGGGAAGCAGAGGAAAAAAAGUCAAUUCAGGCUGUCGUGCUGUGCAACACCCUGCAACUUACUCUUAUGCCCACCACCGUGUCAGAAAUGACCUGCACGAGCUUCGCGAUCACAUCGCAGAGUCCCUGCACGACAGGAUCCGGUGUUGUUUUGGGAUGGCGUAGUCUCUGUUGCAUUCGCGUAACGGUACUGCAGCUGCCUAAAGACUCUCUGGCAGUUUAG
This is a messenger RNA of Symbiodinium sp. CCMP2592, 2199 nucleotides long. The record is from the annotation of a GenBank genome assembly. NCBI's taxonomy places the organism in Eukaryota, Dinophyceae, Suessiales, Symbiodiniaceae.